AUGGGGGCACCCACCGCCCUGCCCCUGCUACUGCUGCUCGCCUGCUGCUGUGCGCCCGGCGGGGCCAACCUCUCCCAGGACGAAAGUCAGCCUUGGACAAGUGAUAUGACAGUAGUGGCUGGUGAUACAGUACAACUCAAAUGCGAAGUGAAAGACCCUGAUUCCUCAUCCCUACAGUGGUCGAACCCUGCUCAGCAAACUCUCUACUUUGGGGAGAAGAGAGCACUUCGAGACAAUAGGAUCCAGUUGGUGCGCUCCACCCCCAACGAACUGACCAUCAGUAUCAGCAAGGUGGCCCUGGCAGAUGAGGGCGAGUAUACCUGCUCCAUCUUCACCAUGCCUGUGCGCACUGCCAAGUCUCUCGUCACUGUGCUUGGAAUCCCACAGAAGCCCCAAAUCACUGGCUAUGUGUCUGCAAUCCCGGAGAAGGGGAAAGCCCGCCUUACCUGUCUGUCGAAAGGGAGCAAGCCUGCUGCAGAGAUCAGCUGGAGAAAGGGUGAUCAGGAGCUCAAAGGGAAACCAAACAUGGUUCAGGAGGAUGACAAUAAAACAUUCACAGUGAGCAGUUCGGUAGAAUUCCAGGUUUUCCGGGAAGAUGAUGGAGUUGAUGUCACAUGCUCUGUAAAGCAUAAGUCUCUGCAAGACACGGACAGGUCCACCUCUCAGCGGAUCGAGGUCCUCUACACACCAACAGCAAUGAUUAGGCCAUAUCCCCAACAUCCCCGGGAAGGCGAGAAGUUGAUGCUACAGUGUGAAGGUCACGGCAAUCCCAUCCCCCAGCAGUACGAGUGGGUGAAGACGGGCAUCGAGCCUCCACUACUGAUGACCCAUGAAAGUGCCCUCAUCUUUCCAUUUCUCAACAAGAGUGACAGCGGCAUCUACCAAUGUACAGCCUCAAACAACAUGGGCAGCCACAUAGCCUACUACACCCUUGAUGUCAGCGACCACAGCCCAGUGAUCUCAACUUCCAGCACCUACCAUGCUGUCAUUGGGGGGAUUGUGGCCUUCAUCGUCUUCCUGCUGCUCAUCCUGCUCAUCAUCCUGGGCCACUACCUGAUCCGGCACAAAGGGACGUACCUGACACAUGAGGCCAAAGGCUCAGAUGACGCACCAGACGCGGACACAGCCAUCAUCAAUGCAGAGGGCGGGCAGUCAGGCGGGGAUGACAAGAAGGAGUACUUCAUCUAGGGGUGUCUGCCCGUCCAUCAUGGCCCCCCUGGGGGGGGGCCCACCCCAGGGCCUGCCGGGCCGAGGCACCAACCCGGACUUGUACAGAGCGACCCCAGGGCCGCCCCCUCCCGCUUGCUCCCCAGCCCAGCCCGCCCCCCUGUACAGAAUGUCUGCUUUGGGCCAGGUUUUGUACUCGGUUUGGAAUGGGGAGGGGUGGGGCGGGAGGGGAAGAGAGGGUUGCCCUCGGCCCUUUCUGUGGCUUCUCUGCGUUUGGGUUUAUUUUUUAUUUUUAACAAUCCCAGAAUCAAAUCCGUGUCCAGGCUGGAGGGGGAAGGGGCCCUUUGGGUAGGGGAGAGAAGAAACUGAAGGGUUAAGAGAGGAAAAGCAAAGGAGUAAAGAAUAGAGAGGUAUGAACAAAGGAGAGAUUAGGGUUGGUCCACUUUGGAAGACUGUCCAUCCCUAGAGCAGAGCAAUUUUCUCAGUCUAAUGUGGCAGGAGCCAAAUCUCCAGAAAUGGGGUGGGUCACGCUGUCUUGGGCUCCAGGUAAGGGUGUUGUUUUUUGCUUUCUGUUUUUUUUUUCCUCAGAUAGCUAGGAACCAGUUGGGCAGGAGUGAGUAGCAGAGGGUUCUGGAAACUUUGAGUUCUCAGGAACAUUGCCAUCAUGGCACUGGAGAGGCCAGACUUUCUACUUUAUCUUGGACCAAUCCCCCCACCCUCAUCCCCUGACAGGGAAGGAAAGGGACUGGGAAUCAGGAACAGAUACUAGAGAAAGGUACCAGUCAGUGAGGCAGGGGUACAGUGCUUCAUACUGAGAUGGAAGCUAAGACCUGCAGAAGGGAAGAAGUCUCUAGUGAAAGAGCAGCUGAGGCUGAUUUGCCACUCCCUUCCCGCCCCCCCACUCCCAACUCCUAAGAUUUAUAUAACAUCACAUCGCCUCCUGCGGUCCCCUUUCCCCUUCUUCAGAAGCAGCACAGCCAGGGGAUCGGGGCAUGACAGGGGGAAAAAGGAACAGGGAGGGCCAGGAAAGGACAGCAGGGCAAUACUGUCUCCUUCCUUUCAUGUCAGCAAUGAGAGAGGAAAUGCCCUGGGACCCAAACUUAGCUUGCUUUCCCCUACAAAGGGGACCCAACUCCUCUCCAAGGCACUGAACUGUUGCAUGGCAACCCCCUCCGAGGCAUUACAAAACAACCAGCCCUCCCCUCCUGUGCCAUCCCUUGCCAAAGCCCCUUACCCCCAGCAGACAGAUAUAACAACAGCAUUUGCAAACAAAAAACCUAGAAAGAUCUUAACUGCAUGGAGCUGUUCCCUGCCCAAGACCCCAAGACAAAGAGAGUUCGGGAGGCCCAGGGGUAAAUGGUGACUGUGGGAAGGCAUACAAAAGGGCUUUGGGAGGUUAGGGUACAUACCUCAUCCUGGAAUGAUACCCGUCCUAGUCUUAACCAUGCCACCCCCACCAGUACCCAUCUGCCUCAAACAGAGGAAUCUCAGGGUGGGUCUCUGCUCAGCACCUCCCCCCCUUCCAUCACCCUCACCCCCAGAGGACACACAUACACACAAACACACACACAAACCCUUCCCCACCCCUCUCCUGCCAUUGUCUGUGCCACAGUCCUUGCUAUGCACACCCCAGGCUUCUCCUGGAUACAUACCCUGUAAUACCCUCACUACCCACUCCCUUGCCCCCCUAUCCCCACCCCUAGUCUGCUCAGUGGGUUGAUGGGCCAGGAGGGUUGGGGAUGAGGUCUCCUGUCUUUGCAUCCCCACCCUUUCUCCUUAUCAUCCAUUUUGCCUCCUUGGCCCUGAGCUGGUUGCUAUGGAGACAAGGCCUGCUCACACCCUGCCCCCCAUCCCACCCUGCUCAGUCCCACUGCUUUAGGAAGCUCCUGGCCUACCCCAACUCAGGACCAGGACUCCUUUUGGCACUCUCCUCACUCUUCUCCCAGCCUAUGCCAGCUGCCCCAAGAAGAAUGGUGGGGAGGAGGGGCAUUUGCAACCUGUCAAGGAAACCCACCUCUCUCCCUCCCUGCCAAAGUGUUCUCCCUUCAGUUCAGGUAAUGCUCUUCUGAAUCUUCCCAACUCUGGGCACAGCAGGCAGCCCCACACCCAGACCAGGGGCCUAAUCCCCCUCCAACAGAAAGGGACCCUGGGACCCCAGCCCUGCUGGGCUCUCCAUCCCUGGCAUCCCCUUUCAGGACAAACAACUCUAACUCUUUUGAGCUGAACCACUCUGUCCAUAUACACAGAAGCCAUAUUUGUACGG
This is a messenger RNA of Vombatus ursinus (common wombat), 3430 nucleotides long. It is a transcript of the gene CADM3, whose product is annotated as cell adhesion molecule 3. Gene Ontology annotation, cellular component: presynaptic membrane. The transcript has 9 exons. Gene Ontology annotation, biological process: homophilic cell-cell adhesion. Bases 1 to 1188 code for a protein of 395 amino acids. NCBI's taxonomy places the organism in Eukaryota, Metazoa, Chordata, Mammalia, Diprotodontia, Vombatidae. The record is from RefSeq and is a predicted model, not a curated record.